UGUGCGUUCAUGUUUGAAAAGUGCUGUGGUGCCCGAACGAGUAUGAUGGUGUUUGGCUCAGCGAUGUGAGUGCGUUUUGGUUUCAACAGAACAAAGAAACUACGGGAACGAAAAAAAAACGUAUUGGGUAAGCAGUGACUAAACAGUACUUGUGCCCUGUGCCCCAUGCGGAGUGACUAAGACUUGGAUGUGUCGAAGCUGUCUUACAUGUACUCCUGCGGAAACGGCAGAGACGAUACCAGGUCCCCCAUCGGUUUUCUAUGAACCCAGGAACUUCUUCUGGAAGUGAGUGUGUAGUCUGCAACCAGCGUGCGAUGACUGUGAUCGAUUGAGCUUUAUGAAGAGCUUCGGGAUACUUCCAGUUACACAGGGUUCCUAUUUGAGAAACAUAGUUAUCCUGCUGGAGAAGAUGGGAUAUUCCCUACAGCUUCUCUAGACAUCACUGGAAAGACCGCAGCAGGGACAGAUCCUUGCAUAUACUUCAGCGCGAGACAAGCAUUCAAAAGUACAAUGCUGCUAAGCCAGGUGUCUGGGCAGACAACGGACCGGAGAACCCGGGACGAAGCGCCAUGCAGCACGAGUCCAACACAACUCCAUCAACCUCAACAAGGUGAUCACCCGCAGUACACCGCCAGACAUGUAGCACCGGCCUCGAGAACGUUACGAAUCUCCACACCGCAUAUCUGGAACGAGAGAACUACAUAAACCCAAUGGCAAGCGACUGCUUCGCUUCGCAAGACAACUCGCGUGUCAAGGAACUCCACAACGACGAUGCAGUCUUGCAAUAAGAGCAUUGUUGUUCCAUCGGCCAUCAUACAAGGAGCUGAUCCCCAAUACAUCUACAGUGCUGCCGGAGCUCUGCAGGAAGAAGACAGCAUGAACGUGUCCGAAGGUAACGGAACAGAGAACGUGACGCUUAUAUGGCACGAGAACCUCGUUGUUGUCAUUACGGUGUCCAUCUUGCUAAGCUUAGUCAUCGUCGCGACAGUCAUCGGAAACAUUUUCGUAAUGGCUGCGAUCUUAAUGGAACGCAACCUACGUACCGUCAGCAACUACCUGGUGCUCUCUCUCGCUGUUGCUGACCUCAUGGUUGCCUGCCUCGUGAUGCCGCUAGGUGCCGUGUACGAAGUUACUCAAGAGUGGGUGCUUGCGCCGGAGCUAUGUGACGUGUGGACGUGUUGCGACGUACUCUGUUGUACGGCCUCCAUUCUCCACCUUCUAGCCAUCGCCGUCGACCGUUACUGGGCCGUGACUUGUGUCGACUACGUGCGUCGCCGGGACGUGCGUAAGGUCGGCAUCAUGAUCCUACUCGUAUGGUCCGUCGCGUUCGUUGUAUCCAUCGCCCCGAUCUUUGGAUGGAAAGAUGAUGAUUUCCAUCGACGCGUCCUCAACGACAAGACGUGUCUUGUUAGCCAGGACGUUGCGUAUCAGAUUUUCGCGACGUGCUCCAGCUUUUACGUACCGCUCAUUAUGAUCCUUCUGCUUUAUUGGAGGAUCUUCAAAGUAGCCCGCCAACGAAUCAGGCACAAGCCUGGCGCGAAAGCUGUGCUUGUAGUGCAGAAGGACCCGUCCACAUCGUCCGCGUUGCCAUCGACCGAGAACACGCCGCAGCACGGCCCAACCGCUCAACUACGGCCCACCAGUCCUGCGCCGUCGUCAAGUAACGGCAUGAAGGCAGUGCAGGGAGGGAUAGGUCGACUUCUAGUGCUCACCAAAAGGGAGAGGAGGAAUGUCGAGGAAUCUAUCGAAUCACGCCGCGAACGAAAGGCUGCAAAGACAGUCGCCAUCAUAACGGGUGUGUUUGUUAUUUGUUGGUUGCCGUUUUUCGUUAUGGUAAUCCUAAUGACACUCUUCACGUCCUGUCAACCCAGCAAAUUGUUGUUCAGCUUCUUUCUGUGGCUGGGUUACGCGAACUCUAUGAUUAACCCCAUCAUAUACACGAUAUUUAGCCCGGACUUCCGCAGCGCGUUCGGCCGGAUUUUGUGCGGUCACAAGCCCGUCUAUAGGUGACAGCGAGGAGGAGCCAAAGUUGGCCUCCUGGCGGCCAAGAACUCUUCAUCGAAUACUCCCCCGAGUUUCGAACUGCAGUCCAGGCGAAACGAUGAAGUCUCCGUUACGGUUCAUGGUUUCGAGGACUGAGUUUGACAUCGUGCGCCGGAAGACGGGCGAAUUGCACGCUGGAAAUCUCCUACAUGAAACGCACGGUUGCGAACAGAACUUACCUCUUGUGACUUCCAUUCUCGUGGUGUAAGAUAUUAUGCGACGCUGCAUGGAAGUGUCUUCCGACAUUGAAGGGUAUAUGACUUCAUGCCAGUGCAAAGCCGAGUAACUUGUGGUCAACGCAUUCUGGCGACGCAAUGGUAGCCCUCGAAACUGGGACGUCGUAAAAUUGUUUGCCACAUACUGCAGAUUUCUGAAUUUCAAGGGUAGUUUGGUGGCCGGGGCUCGACACCUUACGCUCUCUGAAAAUUCGGAAAUAGUAGGAUGUGGCUGAAACGCUUAGAUGAUAUUUCUUUCAUCUUUAAUGUCUUUCGUUGCUUGUAUUACGACAGACGCUGCGAUUUUUAUUGGCGUCGUCAGCAGGCAGUACCCAAACAGUGGUCCAAAAGUUGGCAGAUACAAAACCAUGCAGUGGAGCUUGCUCUGGAGGCUGCCGAAUAAAGUCUGUGUUGUCUGAUCUUCAA
Molecule: messenger RNA, 2684 nt
Organism: Ornithodoros turicata
Lineage: Eukaryota; Metazoa; Arthropoda; Arachnida; Ixodida; Argasidae
Product: 5-hydroxytryptamine receptor 2B-like
Exons: 7
Coding region: 772-2010 (412 amino acids)
Biological process (GO): adenylate cyclase-activating adrenergic receptor signaling pathway
Cellular component (GO): plasma membrane
Molecular function (GO): G protein-coupled receptor activity
Source: RefSeq, a predicted model, not a curated record